Molecule: messenger RNA, 2533 nt
Organism: Malania oleifera
Lineage: Eukaryota; Viridiplantae; Streptophyta; Magnoliopsida; Santalales; Ximeniaceae
Product: pentatricopeptide repeat-containing protein At3g24000, mitochondrial
Exons: 1
Coding region: 176-2221 (681 amino acids)
Biological process (GO): RNA modification
Molecular function (GO): RNA binding; zinc ion binding; protein binding
Source: RefSeq, a predicted model, not a curated record
CAAAAAUAAAAUUUGAUUGUCCUCCUUCCCUCCUUUCUAUUUGCUGCAAAUCACCCUAAAUUUUUUCUUCCUAGUUCUUUCUUCUGUUGCAGCCAGAAACAAACGGCUUCUUCAAAUCACCCUAUUCCAUGGGUGGAAAUUGCCCAACCCAGACCCAACUCCAACUCAACGGUUCAUGAUUAGGUAUAUAUUGUCCACUAAUACUGCUAGCACUCUCACUAGCAGUGGCAGUAUUCCCUUUGCAAGAAGAUUCCUUAUAUUUCGUGGUCCACUGCCUGUUAAUGCACCAACUGUAACUUCUGCAGCUGCAGCAACUUCCUGUGCAGACCAUGAAGAGGAAGAAGAAGAAGCGGUGGAAUGGGACCCGUCUUGCAUCAUGCAAGACAAAGACCUUCUUCGCAAGAGCAAGGCCGCUGUUCCGGGGGAAACACCAGGAACGGGGCUUUAUGUUCUCGAUCUGAUUGACCGUGGCUCUGUUCAACCCGAUCGAACCUUGUACAAUAAAUUGUUGAAGAAAUGCACCCUGUUGGGUAAACUCAAAGAGGGACGACUUGUUCACGCCCACCUGCUCAAUUCCGCCUUCUUCAGCAACGACAUUGUUAUUCAAAACACUGUUCUCAACAUGUACGCUAAGUGCGGCUGUUUAGAUGACGCUCGCAAUCUGUUUGAUCAAAUGCCUUCAAAAGACAUGGUCACUUGGACUGCUCUCAUCACUGGUUAUUCGCAGAAUGAUAGGCCUGAGGAUGCACUUGUCUUGUUCCCCCAGAUGCUCCGCCAUGGAUUCAAACCCAAUCAAUUCACUCUUUCCAGCCUUCUCAAAGCUUCUGGGACAGGGACAGCGCCUAGCCACUGGCACGGUAGGCAACUUCAUGCAUUUUGCCUCAAGUACGGUUACCAUUCAAAUGUUUAUGUGGGGAGUUCCCUUGUGGACGUGUAUGCAAGGUGCAGCCUCAUGGAGGAAGCCCAAUCACUGUUUGACGGGCUGUUGUGGAAGAACGAGGUAUCUUGGAAUGCUUUGAUUGCUGGGCACGCCAGGAAGGGUGAAGGAGAGCACGCCAUUCUGUUCUUCUCGAAAAUGCUAAGGGAUGAUUUCGAGCCUACUCAUUUCACUUAUUCAAGUAUUUUUAGUGCUUGUGCCAGCACAGGAGCUCUAGAGCAAGGCAAAUGGGUGCAUGCGCAUAUGAUCAAAUCCGGAGGAAAGCUAAUUGCUUUUGUUGGCAACACCCUUCUCGACAUGUAUGCAAAAUCAGGCUGCAUUGAGGAUGCAAAAAUUGUCUUCAAUAAAUUGGUAAACCGAGAUGUGGUUUCCUGGAAUUCAAUGCUUACUGGGUUUGCUCAACAUGGGCUUGGGAAGGAAACAAUGAAAUGGUUUGAAGAAAUGCUUAGGCUCAGAGUCAAACCCAAUGAAAUAACCUUCCUCGGUAUUUUGACGGCCUGUAGCCGUGCUGGGCUUCUCGAUGAAGGACAAUAUUACUUUGAAUUGAUGCACAAGUACAAGAUUGAUCCACAGGUCUCACAUUAUGUGACAAUUGUGGAUCUUCUUGGUCGAGCGGGUCUUCUUGAUCGAGCUGAGAGGUUCAUUAGGGAAAUGCCAAUUGAGCCUACUGCAGCUGUCUGGGGAGCCUUGCUUGGUGCUUGUAGGAUGCACAAGAAUAUGGAACUGGGUACUUAUGCUGCUGAACGUGUUUUUGAGCUUGACCCCCAUGAUUCGGGUCCCCAUGUGUUGCUUUCUAAUAUCUAUGCCUCUGCUGGUAGAUGGAGUGAUGCUGCAAAAGUAAGAAAGAUGAUGAAAGAGAGUGGUGUGAAGAAGGAACCUGCUUGUAGUUGGGUGGAGCUUGAGAAUGUGGUCCACAUGUUUGUGGCAAAUGAUGAUGCUCACCCACAGAGAGAGGAGAUCCAUAAAAUGUGGGAGAAGAUAAGUGAGAAGAUCAGGGAGAUUGGUUACGUCCCUGACACCAGCCAUGUGCUUUUGUUUGUAGACGAUCAAGAGAGGGAAGUGAAGUUGCAGUACCAUAGUGAGAAGCUUGCUCUAGCAUUUGCACUUCUGAACACACCUCCUGGAUCCACUAUUCGAAUCAAGAAAAAUAUAAGAGUUUGCGGCGAUUGCCAUUCAGCAAUCAAAUUUGUGUCAAAAGUGGUGGACAGAGAAAUAAUUGUAAGAGACACCAACAGGUUUCAUCAUUUCCGUGAUGGUUCCUGCUCCUGUGGGGACUAUUGGUAGUGCUAGCAACAAGCACCAAGUUACUUUGGGGUAUCUGAAGGGAAAUUGAUGCUUGGUAUCAAUGUUAAUCCACAAAAUCUCAUUCAACUCUUGCGUUGCUGCAGAAAUUAACUUAAAUAUGACUGUUCAUUUAAUAUCGAAACAGUCAAAAGAUUUUGUCAUUUUCUUAUGUAAGAACAUUGAACUUUUCUGUUGGUUAGGCAGUUCAAUCCAGUGUAAGAAACUUCCUUUUUUUUAUUAUUAUUUUUUAUCUGUGUACUUUUUUUAGCAGGCAACAUGCCAAAUGAAUGAACAUUAUUUAUAUUUAUAUAA